Messenger RNA from Aphanomyces invadans, 1797 nucleotides. RefSeq lists its product as hypothetical. Lineage: Eukaryota; Oomycota; Saprolegniomycetes; Saprolegniales; Verrucalvaceae. Bases 371 to 1477 code for a protein of 368 amino acids. The transcript is spliced from 4 exons. The record is from RefSeq and is a predicted model, not a curated record.
CGGCGGUAUACGAGAGGUGGACUGCGGUGGUCGUCGGCACGAUUCACCACGAUAACACUGCGGUCGACGGGGCCGGGCCGUCCGCACGGUUCAUCCCUCUCUCUCCCCACGACAAGAACGCGGUCGUCGGCGACGCCGGUGACGUUGGGGCGCAUGUGAACUAAUCGUGCGAAACGGCCGUUUGGACACGAAACUGCAUCGAAGAAGGCGGUGGUGAGAAAUUGCGAUCUCCCCCGUCAUCGAUCGAGGCAACAAUAACGGCGACGCUGUGCGGCUGUGCCUGCCGACUCGACGAACGCAACCCAGCCCCCGACACUCCACGUUCGCUGGUUCAAGCUGCGACGCAUCCGUCGUACGCAUCGACAACGUCAUGGCUGACGACGACGAUCACAGUAACCAUGGCGACAUCCGCCGCCAGACAGCGUCGUUACGCAUGCGCAAGUACCGCUCACAAAAGAAGGAGGAGUUCCAGCGCCUCGAGGCCGAGUGGAAGUGUCUCGAAGAGACACUCAAGGAGUUGCAGCGGCAAACCGCGUCACGACAAGUGCGCCGGGUCCCCGGUAGGCAAACCAUGGACCCCCGCAUGGCAGAAGUCCUGGCCAAGCGCACGUCGCACCUGCGCGGCGACGUCGAUGCCCAGUACAAGCUCGCGUGCUGCUUACGGGACUGGGUCGCGUCGCAACCCCCCACGCCAGGCUUGACGUCCCACACGGCAUGGAUUCAUUCGUCGCUACGUGCCGACCCGGACGCGCGCCGCGUGGGGCUGCAAUGGCUCAGUGAAAAACUAUACCACACGUCGCACUCGGCUGUGCCCCAUCAUCCACUGCGUGGGGCGGGCGAUGCGUAUCACUUGGCCGUGCGCACAAACGACGGCGUCGACGCCCCCGUCACGAUCGUCGCGAUUGAAUUCCAUUUUCAAUUUGAUAUUGUGUUUGUUCCGUUUGAGACCGUGGUCGGCACGUUGGAGGCCAUGGGGGGCCGCACCACGUUUGUCAUGCCGGACAUGGUCGCGUUGCAGACGGUCGAGUCGGUGGGCGACACAUUGCGAUAUUCGUACGGUGUCAAUGCGCGCAAUGGCGUGUCGAUGCGCCGAGUGACAAACGUGUUUCGAAAUCCCGACGGGACAAGAGCAGUCAUGACAAGCGCCAUGGUCGCCGACGACGAGAGGUUUCCCCUUGGUCCUGGCGAGAUUCGGUCGCACGGAUUUGGCUGGUCGGUCGCCGAGCGUGUGGCCGACAGCAUCACGACCGUGCGUGGCUCGAUGCUGCACUACACCCCAUUCACGACAGACGGGGUGAUCUCGCUCGAACACAUCGGCCAACUGUUUGGUGUCGAUCACCACGACCACCGGCGCAGAGAAGACUUGAUUGCGCACGUGCAAACACAAGCCGAAGCCCAGGUCGGCGACACGUUUCGUCAACACCUUCGCGCGUUGCGCCAUCAUUUCAUGCAAACUCCACCCAGCCACGCGUCGUGACACGAACGUGCGCUUUAUGCGCGACAUAGACACCAUUAUUUGCUAGCAAACUCUCGUUUUUGAAGUGGUGGGCCUGCCCCCCUUGUCUCUUGUGGGAAUAUGCCAACGACGUCUAUGGUUGGUGGACGCAGAUGACGUCGCAUGCAUGGCUGACGACUACACCCGUCCUCGCCUUCGAUAUAACGCGGACCCAAUGGGCUGGAGACCGCGGCAGUAGACUCGGCAUUGUCGAUCGACUUGCACGGGGGAGGGCUCGGACGGGUGUCGCCCAUUCUGACGAGAUCGUUCUCGGCUCGCACUGCUCCUGAUUUGCUCGCAAU